Messenger RNA from Cheilinus undulatus (humphead wrasse), 1175 nucleotides. It is a transcript of the gene dnase1l4.1, whose product is annotated as deoxyribonuclease 1 like 4, tandem duplicate 1. The record is from RefSeq and is a predicted model, not a curated record. Gene Ontology annotation, molecular function: DNA nuclease activity. Gene Ontology annotation, cellular component: nucleus. Gene Ontology annotation, biological process: DNA catabolic process. Lineage: Eukaryota; Metazoa; Chordata; Actinopteri; Labriformes; Labridae. The coding region runs from base 123 to 1061 and encodes 312 amino acids. The transcript is spliced from 10 exons.
GUUAGUGUGGAGGCCACAGAGCUCCCCUACCCUUCCUCUUCUCUUUCUUUAGAUUUUUGGAUUAAACCAGCCGGGUCUAAGGUCCUACCAGCCACAGAUCUUCUCUUCCUCCUGCAGCCACCAUGAAGAUCGCUUCCUUCAACAUCCAGAAGUUUGGAAAAAACAAAGUUUCAGACUCAAAUGUGCUCGAUAUCCUGAUAAGGAUCAUUUCUCGAUACGACAUCAUCCUGAUCCUGGAGGUUGUGGAUGUCAGCGGAGAGUCUGUAAAAACUCUCAUGGACGCACUCAACACAGCCAACAGGGAACAUCACUACACUCUGAAGAUCAGCAGUCGUCUGGGCCGAACACGUUACAAAGAGCAGUUCAUGUUCCUGUACAGGGACGACCUGGUCGACUUGGUCGGCUCUUAUCAGUUUGAUGACAAGGUGACUGAAGGAGGAGAUGUUUUCGCCAGAGAUCCCUACAUCCUGAGAUUCAGAUGCCUGAAUACAGUACUGAGAGAUCUGGUGAUGAUCCCGGUUCACACCAAACCAGAGGACUCAGAGAAGGAGCUGGACGAGCUCUACGACGUCUUUCAGCACGUCAAGCAGAAGUGGAGGACCGAUAACGUGAUGAUCCUCGGCGACUUCAACGCCGACGGCCUAUACGUCUCCAAGAGGGACAUGAAGGACAUCCGUAUCCGCAGUGACAAGAACUUCCACUGGCUGAUUGGAGACGACGUGGACACCACAGCGAGCAACAAGAACGACCACACAUACGACAGGAUCGUUGUUUAUGGAGAUGACAUGCUUCAGGCGGUGGUACCAGACUCUGCAAAACCCUUCAACUUCCAGAAAGCCUACAGCCUCAGCCAGGAGCUGGCCCUGGAAGUGAGCGAUCAUUACCCUGUGGAAGUGGAGAUGAAGACUUUAAGACCUGGUCCAGAACCACAGCCUGGGCUGGUGGCUGUGGACAAGGAUCUACUGGAGCUGAAGAGAGGAAACCUGCUGCUGGAGAGGGAGAAGCUCAACCUGGAGAUCCAGAUCCUCCGAGCAAAGUUGGCCAAGAUGAAUGAAGCUUAAACUCAGAAGUCCAGCUCUGCCCGGAACAACCGAGACGUUCAACCACGUAUUCUAGAAAUCAUUAAAACACUGAGCAGUUUUGAAGAAAGCAGAAAUUAAAUGUCAUUUUCAUUC